UAUCCUGCCUUAGGUGCUGUACUACCUCGGUCUUAAUUGAUCACCUUUUCCAAACAGAAUACACCCUUGUCUCCAUUUAUACGGAUUAUUAUCGAUUUGUUUUGUUUUUGUUUGUUUGUUUGUUUUUAAUAUGGACAUUUUCUUCUUACACUAUGGGCAUCGGGAAAUGUGUUCGCGAGGAUCCAGAGGAUUUCAUUGGCGGUUUUUAGUGAGACCUUAAAUAGAGCCAGCCUUUCCCGGGCUCAUUUUUGCAGUUUCCCACACAAACUUACCUGCACUAACUUGAAAGUCCAGUUUCUCUAGCAAUCCUAGAAAACAGCAGGGACUUGAAGCAACAUGGACCUGGACAGCAAAAGGCUGGUGGUGGUGGUACCAAACGAAGUGUCGGUGGCCCACCGCAAACCGCUCAGGAGUGAGGAUGAGGCAUGGAAAACCUUCCUGGAGAACCCACUGACAGAAGCCUCAAAGGCCAUGAUGAACAUCAAUGGAGAUGAGGACAGUCCAGCAGCUCUAGGGGCAUGGAAAAUCUUCCUGGAGAACCCACUGACAGAAGCCUCAAAGGCCAUGAUGAACAUCAAUGGAGAUGAGGACAGUCCAGCAGCUCUAGGGGUGCUGUAUGACUACUAUAAGGUUCCCAGAGAGAAGAGGUAUACACCCAGUGCCAUUAAGCCCACAGAGCCUUCUGCUCACGGGCACAGCAACUGUGGAAAGUUGGACAUGGUGGGUCACCAGCUUCAAGCUAUGGUGUCACUGCCUGUUAACCUCUCUUUAAACAACAGCACAACCACUGAGCACCAGCAGGGCUACAAAUAUGGAGCUGAAAGCCACGCAGGAGAUUCUAGAGAAGGAGAUGGUAAAGGUGGAGAGAAUGGACCUCUUGCUCUGGUCAAGACAGAAAGCCAGGCCCCCAUGCCACUUUCAUUUUCUGGUGGCACCUGCCAAAAAGAGCCUAGAGACCAAAUAAGGAGGCUGUAUGAGCAAAGCUGUUAUGAUAUGUCCCUCACUGGCUAUUUGAAAGACGAACAGAGGAGCAGUCUGGACAGCACGUAUGAGGAGCCAGUGGAAAAAGAGAUGUACCAUAAAAAUUCUUCCUCGGGAGUCGAUGAAUUUCACCACAGUCUACCAGCUGACAGCUUCCGGUACAACCUGGAGGCCACGUUAUCUCUCCGGCCACGCCAAGGAGAAGGACCCAUGGCCUACUUGAACCGCGGCCAGUUCUACCCUUUGACGCUCUCUGCGGCCGGCUUCAGAUCAUCCCUGCAUCAGCCCAGAGGGAAAGUCGGAGUGACUGGAGUGACAUCAUCCCAUGGAGCUGAUAGGAGUCUAUCCAAGAGUGAUCAGUGCACCGUGGGAGGCUCUGAGCUGCCACAGAACAGUAUUGUACAGAGUGUUAUCAUGGUUGUCUUUGGGGACGACAAGGGCAGAGAUGAGCAGCUGAAGAAUUGGAAAUACUGGCACUCACGGCAGCACACUGCCAAGCAGAGAGUGCUGGACAUCGAUUCCAAACUCUGCACCAUAGCCAGGACCAAAGAGCUUUCUGAGGAUGUCAGGAACGAGACUGUGGAACUACACAAGGCUGGAAUGGGCUACAAGACCAUCGCCAAGCAGCUGGGGGAGAAGGUGACGACCGUUGGUGCGAUUAUUCGCAGAUGGAAGAACCAUAAAAUAACUGCCAAUCUCCCUCGGUCCGGAACUCCACGCAAGAGCUCACCUCAUCGAGUUUCAGUGAUAAUGAGAACACUGUGGAACCAACCCAGAACUACUCGGGAGGAACUUGUCAAUGAUCUCAAGGCAGCUGGAAACCCAGUCACCAAGAAAACAGUUGGAAAGAACAUGUACAGACCACUGAACAUCUCAAUGAUUCAGAGGAGGACUGGGUAA
Messenger RNA from Pundamilia nyererei, 1881 nucleotides. Its product is annotated as grainyhead-like protein 2 homolog. The record is from RefSeq and is a predicted model, not a curated record. Lineage: Eukaryota; Metazoa; Chordata; Actinopteri; Cichliformes; Cichlidae. The transcript is spliced from 8 exons. Gene Ontology annotation, biological process: neural tube development; brain development; regulation of transcription by RNA polymerase II. The coding region runs from base 337 to 1881 and encodes 514 amino acids. Gene Ontology annotation, molecular function: DNA-binding transcription activator activity, RNA polymerase II-specific; RNA polymerase II cis-regulatory region sequence-specific DNA binding. Gene Ontology annotation, cellular component: nucleus.